CUAUGCAGUUCAUUCCAUUUUCUGCUAGCUGGCUAGCUGUGGGAACGUAACCCACGUCUAGUCUUGAAAACUCGGAAUUUCUUCUUCUUGAAGUGCAUAGAGCUGUAAAUAUUGCUUAUGAUUGCAGAUGUUAUAAGCCUUUGAAUGACACAUCGGCUGUGGUGAGAUAAUGGAAGUUGCAAGGACCUCACAAGACAGGAGUCAGGCCGCAGAUGCUGCAAAAGGUGGCGUCAGUCAAGAGAUCAAAACACAUUUUCGAGUCUGCCGCUUCAUCAUUGAAACUGGUGUGAAGUUGGGCAUGCGGUCCAUGCCUGUUUCCACAGCAUGUGCCCUGUACCACAAGUUCUUUAAGACAGCCAGUCUCGAGGUGUACGAGCCAUACCUGGUUGCCAUGUCUUCCAUUUACCUGGCUGGAAAAGUCGAGGAACAACAUCUAAGAACUCGAGAUAUCAUCAAUGUCUGUCACAGGUUCUUCCGCCCUGGUACCGAGCCCAUGGAGCUGGAUGGGAAGUUCUGGGAGCUGAGGGACAGUGUGGUCCAGUGUGAGCUGCUCAUCCUGCGACAGCUAAACUUCCAAGUGGCAUUUGAGCACCCUCAUAAAUAUCUGCUACAUUACUUAGUGUCUGUGAGAAAUCUCGUAAAUCGCCAUGCCUGGGCGCGUGCCCCCAUUGCUGAAACAGCCUGGGCUCUACUCAAAGACUGUUACCACGGAUCGAUUUGUGUGCGGCACCCGCCCCAACACCUCGCCCUCGCUGUCCUCUACUUGGCCGUUCAGAGCUACGGAUUGGAGAUGCCCUCAGGGGAGCUGGAGUGGUGGCAGGCCUUGUGUGAUGACAUCAGUGGAAAAGAAAUUGAGGACAUCAUGUCAGAACUACUGAAGCUUUACGACAUGGAGGCCAAAUGCAUGUAAAGAACAAGGAUUACAGCCUCUAUCUUCUGGAGGAAAAUACUACAGUGACAGGGUAUUACACUGAACAUUGGUUAUAAUGUGAAACACCUUUGAUACAUUCUGUCACCCCUACCUGAGAGGCAUAUUUACUGAAAACACCACAUCUCAGCAAGUUCUGAUGUGAAUGUGAUAUUGCUGUAAUCACAACCAGGACAUCUGUCCACCGUGCUGAAAUUUCCAGGACAUUAUCUCAUGUUUCUGUCGGUGGAGUAAUACAUUAUGGAGCACAUCGCUGCCUCUUCAGCCACAGAAGGAGCGGAUCUGGGAUGCAGCCCCUCAGUCUCCCAGCUCCAGUGCCCCACUUUCCUCCCCUUACCUUGUGCCAUUAACUCUAUAUAGUCCAUGACGGGUGGGAGAAGGAGGAGGGAGAAGUGUGUGUUUGUGGAGGGGAGUGUUUGGGCUGUUUGCUGGGCUUGUGUCUUGUGUAUGGACAGCCAGGGGAGCAAAGAAAGAAAGUAUUGCUGGGUUGAAUCAGGCUCUCCUCAGAGCUGGUUGGAGAUUUAAAGGUACAAGAGACUGAAUCUGGGACAGCUCUUUGAUAGAUCUUUAGUUAAUUACUCUCAGCCUAGUCCCAUUAGACCGAGUCCCGGCAGGCUCCUAGGUUUCCGUUAGGAUGUAUGACACUGAAGUAGAAUCCUCAUGCUGUUCUGGAAUUUCACUGCUGAGUAUAACUGUUCCAUUCCUCCUCUCCAUAGUAUUGGUCCAAAAGGACCAAAACACAGAAACAUGUGAGCUUCCUUCUUGAACUCUGUCUGCUCUGGUCAUUACAACUCCAUGUAAAAUAGUUUAUAUUGUAAAAUAAAUAAUUGUAUGAUUAAAUAA
This is a messenger RNA of Clupea harengus (Atlantic herring), 1771 nucleotides long. It is a transcript of the gene ccnq, whose product is annotated as cyclin Q. Bases 170 to 910 code for a protein of 246 amino acids. Gene Ontology annotation, molecular function: cyclin-dependent protein serine/threonine kinase regulator activity. The transcript has 6 exons. NCBI's taxonomy places the organism in Eukaryota, Metazoa, Chordata, Actinopteri, Clupeiformes, Clupeidae. The record is from RefSeq and is a predicted model, not a curated record. Gene Ontology annotation, biological process: regulation of transcription by RNA polymerase II.